This is a messenger RNA of Anopheles nili, 7052 nucleotides long. It is a transcript of the gene Dcr-1, whose product is annotated as endoribonuclease Dcr-1. Bases 1 to 6972 code for a protein of 2323 amino acids. Gene Ontology annotation, molecular function: deoxyribonuclease I activity; RNA binding; protein binding. Gene Ontology annotation, cellular component: nucleus; RISC complex; cytoplasm. The record is from RefSeq and is a predicted model, not a curated record. Gene Ontology annotation, biological process: apoptotic DNA fragmentation; pre-miRNA processing; siRNA processing. NCBI's taxonomy places the organism in Eukaryota, Metazoa, Arthropoda, Insecta, Diptera, Culicidae. The transcript is spliced from 9 exons.
AUGUCGUUGUUUCACUGGACGGAUGGAAACAUUCACACCACGGCAUUGACGCCGCGUGAUUACCAGACAGAGUUACUAACAAUGGCGCGGGAGGAGAACCUUAUCGUGUGUCUGGCACAUAAUUCUGCCAAAGAAUUUCUCGCCGUGAAACUAAUCCAAUCGAUGCGGUCCGACCGGGAUGGCCAACCUGGAGCGCCCUGGAGAACCGUCUACCUAACCAGGCGCUCGGAUCGAACGAUGCUUUCUUCAAUGGUUUCAAAUUUAACUGACUUGAGUGUAGCUAUUGUUGACAAGGAACCUGACCCGGAUGAAUCAGCUUCGGACUACGAAGAACCGUUGGAAACGAACGAAGAUAUAGCCACCGCGGAUGUAUUAUUCUUCUCCAACGAUAGGGCACUGCUAGAUUACUUCGACCAAGGUACUGUUCUUCGGGAGGAAGAUGUAUGUCUACUGAUAGUAGAUGAAUGCCACAAAAUCUACGGCCAUCGGGAGUUAUUUGAAAUCUGCUCCAGAAUUGGACAUCAGUCACAGCUAAAACGGGGUCGAAAGGCAAAAAUACUUGGUCUUGCAGGCCCCCUACAUGGCGCCGGCUGUGAACCGGAACGACUUUGCUGGGAAUUGCACUACCUCGAGCGGUGUCUUGGGGCACGUAUCGAAACCGCAAGCGACAUAACCAGCGUUUUGAGAUUCAGCACCAAACCCACCGAAAUCAUCCUGGAGUGCGUGCCAGCAAAAUCAACGCCACUUACACUGCGUCUCCGCUUGCUAAUGCAGCACCAUAUGGCAUUUCUGCAGCAGCAUCGUUAUGAUCCGCUAGCUUUGUACGAGCUCGAUGGAAGCGAUAGCGCCAGCGAUAAUGUUGUCUCAGACGGCGAGCCAACUAAACUGGAUGUUGAACAAGACGAUCUGCGCCGAGAAUUGCGCUCCAUUCCGGAUCCGAAGUUAGCUCCGUUAAAAUAUCUUCAGCAGUAUCUGGACCUUCUGGACGAAUUCGGUCCCUGGGGUGCCGAUCGUGGGGCAUUGGAACUAUUGACGACGAUUGAGAAGGAAAAAAUUCAAACUCCUUACGAACGACACUUUCUUCUUCUCUGCAUGGUCUCCACCGCGUUGGUGCAAGCACGAUCAAUUGUUGCAUCGGUGUUUUCACAGUACGCCACAGAAGUGGAGCGAAUCAAACGCUAUUCCACACCUAAGGUUUGUCGGUUACUCGAGGUGCUAGCCUGGUUCGGCGAACUGCGUAACCGCCCAAAAGAUAGCUGCCAACCGACUUUGCUAAGCAACCAGCAGAGAAUGCCGUAUUGUUUCUGUCGUAAUGCGGAAUGCAAUAAUCUCGGGAAGCAAUUUCAUUCAUUUGGAACUCAGGUUUCCGAUGUUGGCGAAUGUAUCGAUCGAUUGAAACAUCAGCUGCACUUGGUACGGCUAAUGACCGAUCGGAUCGUGCAAAAAUACGUCACGGCACCAAACACAACUGCAGGUGAGAGCAUAAACUGUGCACAAUCCCCACGUCAUGCGUACGAGGGACGACCGAACAACUUCAGGAGAAAACGUUUCGGAGGUGGCGCUGGACAACCAUGGUUUCAUUCGCAACACAAAACGAACGAAAUGACCGGAUCAGAUGCUUUAUGUGGGCUGAUCUUCUGUAACAAUCGAUCUAUGGCUCGCAUUCUCUACGUGUUGCUGUGCGAAAUGGCGCGAUCGCAACGAGAGUUUGAAUUUAUCAGUCCCCAGUACACAGUGGAUAAGGUGGCCAAUCCCUUGACCGAUUCGCAACAUGCCGCCGUGGAGCACCGCAAACAAGAGGAAGUACUAAAGCGCUUCCGCAUGCACGAAUGCAAUCUGUUGAUCGGAACGUCCGUCCUUGAGGAAGGCAUCGAACUGCCCAAGUGCAAUCUUGUUGUCCGCUGGAACAAUCCCUCAAAUUAUCGAUCGUACGCACAAUGCAAGGGUCGAGCGAAAGCACCCGUAGCGUAUCAUAUAUUGUUCAUCACACCAGCCCCAUCCAUAGAUGCAGAGAAAGGUGACGAAACGGUGGAACCAAUGAUCGAUGAUGUAUUGUUGGAUGAAUUGAACUCAGACGAAACCUUGUCCGAAGAUAUCGUCGAUCAACUCGAUAGAGAAGUGAUCGAACGCACUACGGAUGCAAUGGUCGAGCGUGUUGCUAUCUAUAGACAAGUUGAAAAGCUUCUACUGGUUAAAUGUCGCAAUGGCGAACCUCCUGAUUGGGAGCUAAAACAUGCCGACUGUUUCAACCACUGCCUCGAGGUAUACCGUCCCGGUAGUGGUACCAUUUCAUCGAUUGGACCCUGCGCGUCACUUUGGCUGGGAAAUGCAGUUCAAACGCUCAACAAGUAUUGCGCUAAGCUUCCCAGUGACACUUUCACCAAACUCACGCCAAUUUGGCGUUGUGCGACAACCAAUCGGAAGGGUCGGACUAUGUACCAGUAUACUAUCCGUUUACCAAUCAAUUCCCCAUGGAAAGAGGAUAUUUUGGGUUUGCCAAUGCCUACGGAAACGUUAGCGCGCAGAAUGGCUGCAUACGUCACUUGUAGAGUGUUGCAUGCAGCUGGGGAGCUAGACAAUUCGUUUCAACCCUUUGGCAAAGAAGCGUUUCGCGCAUUCGAAGCGGAUUGGGAAAACUUUGAGCUCGAAGAAAUGGAUGCAAAAAUUUUGACCGAAAACAUUGAUCCUAGACCAGGCACUACGAAACGUCGACAAUAUUAUUAUAAGCGGAUAGCGUCAGUGUUUAAUGAUUGUCGUCCGGGUACAGACACAACCGCAUAUCUUUACCAGAUACACAUGGAGCUGAUUUGUCCUAUCCCAGAGGAGCAAAAUACACGUGGUCGCAAGAUUUACGCACCCGAGGAAUCUCCACAAGGCUUUGGGAUACUAACAACAAAACUGAUCCCGAAGAUUAGCUCCUUUCCUAUAUUUACUCGUUCCGGAGAGGUGAAGGUUUCACUCGACUUGUGUCCGCACCGUGUGCGGUUGUCGGAGCGGCAGCUGGAAAUGGUGAAUUGCUUCGUUAAGUACACGUUCACCAAAGUUUUGCGUCUGCAAAAGAGCCUAAUGCUGUACGAUGCGAAUGCUACGGAAAAUUGUUUUUUUAUCGUUCCAACCAUCAAACAAUCACUGCCGACCAAUAAAGAAGACCAUUCCGACAACGUAAUGGUAGACUGGGAGUUUGUGGAAAAGAUCGCCACAAAUGUUCAUUGCAGUGGUCCGACUUUGAUUGCGGACGAAGCGCGGAAGGGAUACUCGUUCGAUGUAAGCAAAUUUCGCGAUGCGGUUGUGAUGCCAUGGUAUCGCAAUCGUGAUCAACCGCAGUACUUUUAUGUAGCAGAAAUAUGCUAUCAUCUGUCGCCAAAGAGCGCCUUUCCUGGGUCAAACUAUGCAACGUUUGAGGAGUACUACCACCGGAAGUACAACAUUCACAUUCAAAACGUUCGCCAGCCACUGUUGGACGUCGAUCACACUAGCGCACGGCUUAACUUCCUGACGCCACGCUACGUCAACCGAAAGGGUGUAGCUUUGCCAACCAGUUCAGAGGAAACGAAACGAGCCAAGCGAGAAAACCUGGAACAGAAACAAAUACUUGUUCCCGAGCUAUGCACGAUCCAUCCAUUCCCGGCGUCGCUGUGGCGAGCGGCUGUAUGUCUGCCGUGCGUUCUCUAUAGGAUCAACGCGUUGCUGCUAGCCGACGAAAUACGGCGACAGGUGGCGAGAGAUCUACGCCUGGGAUGGGAAAACGUUGAUGAACUGCAGGAUGGAAAAUUUCAGUGGCCAAUGUUAAGCUUUGGAUGGAACCUGGCGGAUGUGUUGCGUAAGACGAAGGAACAGAAAGUUUCUGCCCAAGCUGAUGCAGCGGGGAUAGAAGCCGCUAGUGACUCGAAAAAUUGCAACGAAGAUGAGGUGAAAAGGCACGCAGGAGCAGACACAACCGCUGAUACGGAAAAGCAAGAUACAGAGGGUGUUUUAGAAAACAGAGACGGCGAAAUAAAAGAAAACGGGUUGAGCAAACACCCUCCGGAAAAUGGCGAAAAUAAUGAGUCGACCUGUGAGACCGACGGCGAAGGUACAUUGUUGGAGAUCGGGAUGUGGUCGAAUGAAAUGGCGGCCGGGGUGGGAACCGCACAGGACGAUAGCUACAUGGACGAUGAAGUCGGAAGAGGUGCUACAUCGCCUUCGUUCCUGAGAUACGAUUCCGAUUGCAGUACCAGUAACAGCAGUGAGAAUUACUACUCAUCAGAUGAAUACGAAGACGACGAAGAUUGUUAUUUGUAUGAAAGCUCAAGCAAAGGAGAAAUCAACGGCGAUAGUCAGCCUGUCGACGAAGCGAUGUCACCUGGUGAUGCAGUGAACGAUACAAACAACAAAUUGUGUAAAAAAACCACCUCCAGUCAGCAGAUGGUAACGUCAAGUCGGCUAAAAAUCGAAUUUAAAUCGGAAACCGUGGCCGAAGCGAUCGACUCCGAGUGUGACCUAGAGCGUCAACGCACGCAGCAAAACAUAAUCCAACGUUCCCAACAGAACGAUCGACUCUACCAAAGCUCAAAGAACGCAGUGGAUGGAUUCUGUUACUCUCCCAGCGAUCAAUCUUGUGCCGACGAAAGGCGGCUAGCGGAGCAGUUGUUCCAAGAAUUAAAAACUGACACGAAACAUUCCAUUCGGCAAAACGGUGCUCUGGUACGUUGGGAAGAAACGCUUUCGGCUAAACACUGGCGAUCCAAAAUGGACGAAAAACAAAUAGAAGCACUGAACGCAUUGUUGGACGACCUAGGUGGUCGAGCUUUCAUGGAGUUUGUACCAUUUGUGGAUGAGGAGCAACUAUUUCAGUUACUUGUCCAGAAUGGUAGCAUGAACGAACGAUGCCUUCGAUUGCAGGAUAUGUACCGUCUGAAUGAGCCAUUUUUUCCCGAAACCUAUACAGUCAUUCGUGGAGGAUCCAUUUUCGACAACUUCCUGGAUGAACAUCGAUUGCGUAAUGUAUCGUCCCAGACGAAGGUACUUGAGCUAACCAUUUACGAUCCUUUCCCAGCUAUUGCUGCUGGUAAAACGGCUUGCAACUUUAAGCCGAAACAUUCCAUGCCAAAGAGGAUGCCCAAUGGUAGUGUCAUCGAGCAACCAGUUGACUGGUUCUCCUUAGUACCCGUAAACGAUGAAAGUAUUUGCUUCAGCUUUGACUAUCAACCCAAUCUAGAUCAGCAUCCUGGACCUAGUCCCGCCAUUAUACUGCAAGCAUUAACCAUGUCGAACGCCAACGAUGGUAUUAAUCUAGAGCGGCUCGAAACUAUAGGCGAUUCGUUUCUAAAGUACGCCAUUACGACAUAUCUGUACUGCCGGUACGAUAAUGUGCAUGAGGGCAAACUAAGCCAUUUGCGUUCGAAACAAGUAUCCAAUUUGAAUUUGUACCGAUUGGGAAGGCGUAAGCGGCUUGGUGAUUGCAUGAUUGCCGCCAAAUUUGAACCGCAUGAUAAUUGGUUGCCACCGUGUUACUAUGUACCGAAAGAGCUCGAGCAAACGCUAAUAGAUGCCAAGAUUCCCGCGUGUCAUUGGAAUCUUGCAGAUUUGCCGGACAUCAAACGGCUAUCAUGUGCCGAGAUAUGUCAACUAGUCAAAGAACGAGCACGUGCGAAACGAAAAGAGGAACGUGACAUGGAUUGUCUAACAGUACCGAAUGGUGAAGUGAUCGAAACUAAUGGCGAAGACAAGCACGAAGAAGACGAAGAUGAUGAUGACGACACGUCGUUAGGGGAUGGAAAUGACGACGAAUCGGACUACUUUUCUUGCUUCAUUCCGUACAACUUAGUCACCCAGCACAGUAUUCCGGACAAAUCCGUUGCUGACUGCGUGGAAGCGCUGAUCGGCGCGUACCUCAUUGAGUGUGGUCCUCGAGGAGCACUCCUGUUCAUGGCAUGGCUCGGAAUUCGGGUGCUACCCAUCCGAAAUUCGUCGGAUGCUACCGUGACUACGCCCGUGCGUCACGAGCUGUCGGAGCAAAAAACUGUUUCUUUGGCCACCAUCACUGAGUACGGACAAUGGGUAGCACCACCGUCCCCAAUGGUACGGGCAAAUAUAACGUUUGGAGGCAUUGAGACAGGUGCUGAGGCGACGACACGGGAGCUAGCCAGACUACUGGAAGGUUUUGAUGUGUUCGAAAAAGCUCUCGGUUACACGUUCCAGGAUCGCUCGUACCUUUUGCAGGCCAUGACACACGCAUCCUACAGUCCGAACCGGCUGACGGAUUGUUAUCAAAGGCUCGAGUUUCUCGGUGAUGCCAUUCUUGAUUAUCUCAUCACACGGCACUUGUACGAGGAUCGACGGCAGCACUCGCCUGGAGCGCUAACAGAUUUGCGUUCUGCACUGGUCAAUAAUACAAUUUUUGCGUCACUCGCAGUUCGCCACGGGUUUCAUAAGUACUUUUUGCACCUCUCCCCCGGUUUGCAAGAGGUGAUUGAUCGCUUUGUUCGCAUUCAGCAAGAGAAUGGCCAUCGGAUCACGGAAGAGGAAUUCUACCUACCGGACGAAGAUGAUGAUUUGGUGGAUUUCGGAGGCGAAGAUAAAAUUGGAAACGGGCGAGGCGUCGGUGAGGCUGAAGAUGUCGAGGUACCAAAGGCGUUGGGAGAUGUGUUUGAAUCAAUCGCUGGAGCCAUUUUCCUUGACUCUGACAUGUCUCUAGAUACGGUGUGGAAGGUGUACCGCAAAAUGAUGGGACCAGAAAUUGAAAAGUUCAGCAGCUCAGUACCAAAAUCACCGAUUCGCGAGUUGUUGGAAAUGGAACCAGAAACGGCCAAAUUUGGUAAACCGGAAAAAUUAGCCGACGGACGGCGCGUAAGGGUUACGGUGGAAGUUUUCGGUAAAGGUACAUUCCGAGGCAUCGGCAGAAAUUACCGCAUUGCAAAGUGUACAGCAGCGAAGUGUGCUCUUCGUCAACUAAAAAAACUCGGUUACGGCUGCCAUCAUAAACGACGUUGAGUGAGAUGCUAAUGAUAGCUUCAAAUUUUAAAGUGUCAACCUCAAAUGGUCUGUGUCUAGGCACAAAUGAAAAAAAUGUG